Messenger RNA from Owenia fusiformis, 856 nucleotides. The record is from the annotation of a GenBank genome assembly. NCBI's taxonomy places the organism in Eukaryota, Metazoa, Annelida, Polychaeta, Sabellida, Oweniidae.
UGUAGAUGUAGAGUCAUGAUAUUAAAAUGCAUAUAACUACGAACAAAUUUCAAUUCUAAAACAAUCUACGUUCGUAAAACAAGUGCAAUGCGUUGCUGGAAAUUACUGUAUUGAAAACUUCCGGUUUGGAAAAUUCCAGGAAUGUCCGUUCCCAUUUAUUUUUACUAAAUAUCUCGGGUAAUAAUUGUAAUAAAGACACAAGAUGUGAAGCGUUUCUUAGGAAUUUAUCUAGUUUCACGAGAAAUCCACCAACGAUGGGGAAUAUCAUCCAGAUAAUCGCCAAAUAUAUAAACUGCUGUAAAAAAGUCCGUCCACCAAAUCGCUCAGUGUAUAUCAAUAACAAGCACCCGCCGGGAGAAGUGUAUGUCGCAGAGAAAUUCCCCAACAACCGAAUUACAACUUCAAAGUACACAGCAUGGAACUUCUUGUUCCUGAAUCUUUUUGAACAGUUCCAGAGGGUGGCCAACUUUUAUUUUCUGUGUAUCGCAUUUAUAGAGGUUGUCAUUGACAGUCCAGUUAGUCCUGUUACCAGUAUAGUCCCCUUGGUGUUUGUCAUCACAGUUACUGCAAUAAAACAAGGUUAUGAGGAUUGGUUACGUCACCAAGCGGACAAUGAAGUCAACAAUAGAGCAUGCUGGGUAGUGAGAAAUGGCGAGUUGCGAGAAAUCAAGUCCCAUGAAAUAGUGGUUGGUGAUGUCUUAAGAGUCCAGAUGAACCAUCCGUUGCCAUGUGACUUGGUUAUGAUGUCAUCGCAUGACCCUGACGGAGAGUGUUACAUCACUACAGCCAACUUAGAUGGAGAGACCAACUUAAAGACAUUCUAUUGUGUGCCUGAGACACGUCAUCUUCAGACCUC